AUGGGGUGCUGUGGAGAUCGCGAAAAGGGAACCACGGUGACGGAGGAGCAGAAGUGGACUUAUAUUAACCUCUCCGACUUCAAGUCUACCUCUUGCCUCGCACCCUUCUCUUACGCCUGGCUUUGGAUUCUCGUCUUCAUCUCAUGCGCCGUCUACGCUGCCGACGCCUUUACUGCCGUUAAUUUGCUUGCUUUUGACAAAUGGACGAGCCAGGUCAAGCCUACCGUACCCUUCGACGUUGCCAAAUGGAUUUUUGCCAUUACCAUCAUCAUCUCCUAUGUCUUUCUCGCAUAUCGAUGGAUCAGGGCUCUGCGCGUUAUGCGCACAGGAAGCGUCACGGAAUGCUAUCUCGAGCCAUUGGCCGCUAUACUUCAGAGUAUGCGCAUCACCAAGACUGGCCAGGGCUGGCGUCGUUUCUUGGUCUUCGCCGAGUUGACCAAGAGUAAAAAGGGUGCCAACUAUGUUGCUCUCUUUGUCUACUUCCAGUUCAAGAGCGCCCUGCUCAUCAUUGUCGCACAGGGACCUCGCAUUGCCCUCAACGCCAUGACCUUAUAUGCCGUCAUGCAAGCGAACCUCCUACCUGUCGGCGAGCAUGCGUCAGAAGAUCGCUCCAACUUCGAGCAGUUCUUCAUGAACAUCAAGGUCAUGGUCGAUACCGGCAACAAGCAAGAAACCGUCAUUUACUUCACCAUGUUGUUCUCCCUGGUCAUUUGGGUCAUCGCGGCACUGGGUCUGAUUGUCGCGGCACUGCUAUACCUCUUCUUCCUAUGGCACUACAUUCCCAAGGCUGACGGCAGUCUUACCAAUUACUGCCGGCGCAAGGUCGAGACUCGUCUGGAACGCAUCGUGGGCAAGAAGAUUAAGAAGGCUAUCGAGAAGCAGAACCAGCAGUUGAAGAGGGACGAGGAGAGGGCUAUCAAGAAGGGCGAAUUCGACGCGUCCAAAUCUCGACCCACUCUACCCAAGCUCGAAGGCGACGAUGACGAUACAUCUACCAUCUUCUCGAUGCAACGAUCCGAUACGAUGAACACGAAUGCAACGUUGCCUCCGUACACCGUGUCAAACGCGCCCUCAUACAGGUCGAACCCACCGUCACGAUCGCACACUUCGAACACCGUCAACACCAUGAACCCGGGGCGAAACCUGAUGAACAAGCCGUCUCUGCCGACGCUAGACGAGCGACCUGGCAUGCCAGAGCGCGACUUUACAAACUUCUCGAAUGCCAGCUACGGUUCCAAUGCGCCAAUGCUGAACCAAGCUGGAGGCAUGGGCAGGUCAUCACCGGCACCUCCGAUGCCACAUCUUGAUCGUAACGGCACUGGGUACUUUGGCGAGCAACACAACCUGCCAUACCAAUCUGACAGACCUUUCACGCCAAUGUCACAGGGCAGAGCAUCUCCACUCCCACACCGCGGGCCGAUGCCGCCUGUGGAUACCAACUACAACAACUAUGACAACGGGCGGUACGAAAACGAUGCCCAGUUGAUCACUCCCCUUUCCAACGAUCAACGUGGCCCACCCUCGUCUCACCCCAACCGUCCAUACCAGGAGUUCAGUCCUUACGACAGCCGGGGGCCUCAGAUGGGUCCUGAGUAUGAGCUAUCACCUGUCGAUGUAAACCCGACGGAGGACAUAUCUCAGCACUACUUCGCAGACUCGAACGUUGGGGACGACUACCAACCGCCCCAAAUGCCCAGCGCGUUAAGAGCUGGAUCGCCUGCCCCAUCGCAACCCAUGGGCUUGCCAUCUCAACCACGUGCAGGUACCGCACCUCCACGAUCUGGCACUGCGCCGCCUCGAGCGGGUGUACCAGCAUCGCUCCAGUCAGCAAUCCAGCGUCGCGAAGCUUCACAACCGUUCCCCAACCGAGGCAUGAACGGCUCUGCCCCACCCCAACAACAGCAGCGGAGUGCGACAGCACCAAUCCAGCAGCCAGGCUGGGCUCAAGGCCCUCCUCCACGCAGCUUCACACCCUCUGGCCCCGGCCCCCAACAGCGCAGUUACACGCCCAUGUCUGGACCCCAGCAACAGCAGCAACGCAGCUACACUCCUACUGCGCUUCGUGGCUAUGACAACAGUUACAAUUACUGA
Alternaria atra is the source of this 2091-nucleotide messenger RNA. RefSeq lists its product as uncharacterized. Gene Ontology annotation, biological process: potassium ion transmembrane transport. The coding region runs from base 1 to 2091 and encodes 696 amino acids. The transcript is spliced from 2 exons. The record is from RefSeq and is a predicted model, not a curated record. Gene Ontology annotation, molecular function: potassium ion transmembrane transporter activity. NCBI's taxonomy places the organism in Eukaryota, Fungi, Ascomycota, Dothideomycetes, Pleosporales, Pleosporaceae. Gene Ontology annotation, cellular component: plasma membrane.